Molecule: messenger RNA, 2925 nt
Organism: Thalassophryne amazonica
Lineage: Eukaryota; Metazoa; Chordata; Actinopteri; Batrachoidiformes; Batrachoididae
Gene: drd1b
Product: dopamine receptor D1b
Exons: 2
Coding region: 824-2200 (458 amino acids)
Biological process (GO): G protein-coupled dopamine receptor signaling pathway; adenylate cyclase-activating adrenergic receptor signaling pathway; vasodilation
Cellular component (GO): plasma membrane
Molecular function (GO): dopamine neurotransmitter receptor activity, coupled via Gs; G protein-coupled receptor activity
Source: RefSeq, a predicted model, not a curated record
UAGGUUAAAUGGAGCAGUAGUGCCAUCGUGGCGCGCAGCAGCAGCAGCGGGCUGAGCUCAGAGAGGAGGAGAGAUCAGAGUCACACUGCCAUCACUCUCCGCUGGCAAAUCAGACUGCACACCACACAGAAGUGUUACACAACAAAGGAUGUCCGCAAAAUAAAGCGUCGGGACCGAGUGGAACAGCCGACGACCUCCAAGGACUGGGUUUCCUGCGGAGGAGCGCGCACGAGAUGAGCGCCGUCACUUUAUUUUGUGCCAAGUUGGAAACGCGCAGAAGACACGUGGAAUUUGUGUAAGUGUAAAUGAAUUUAUGUUUAGCAGUGCGUUCUCGUUCUCGUUUGGAUUUGGAACAGUUCUUUGCAAUCCAAACCGAGACAACCGCGGCGGCGCGGCGCAGAGCGCACACUCCAGACUGAGGACACAAGCUGCGCCUCUGCCUGGUGAAGACGCGGAUCUCCACAUAAACAUCACACUGACAGCUGAAUUUAGAAUGUCUGCUGCUGCUGCUGCCACUGAACGGAUUCAUGGACAAGUCAUAUUUUUUGGGCAGCUGCUGGAGAGAUUUUUUUGAAAUAUUUAUAGCAGUUCUUGUGGAAGGAUGAUAGCUGUGACGAGGAGGCUAUGGAUGACCCAGCCUGUGGGGGAGCUGGUGCCAAGACAACCCACUUCCCCACCAGCUAAACAGUCCGUCUGAACCCUGCUCCAGAGAGGCCGCAGCAGCUGCAGGCUGGGGAUGUGAUGGGGUGACUCUUCUCAGCCGCCCCCCUCCCCCCUCCCUCUCUCUUUCUCUCUCAGCUCAUUCUGUGGUGUAAUCUAAACAAUGGAUCAGAAUUUCUCCACAGUACGAGAUGGCAAGCAGCUGCUUCAAGUGAGGGACUCGUCCAAACGUGUGCUGACAGGAUGCUUCCUCUCUCUCCUCAUCUUCACCACGCUGCUGGGCAACACGCUCGUGUGUGCCGCUGUCACUAAGUUCCGACACCUGCGGUCGAAGGUCACCAAUUUUUUUGUCAUCUCCCUGGCCAUCUCUGACCUCCUGGUGGCGAUCUUGGUGAUGCCGUGGAAGGCGGCGACAGAGAUUGUGGGGUUUUGGCCAUUUGGUGCAUUCUGCAAUAUUUGGGUUGCAUUUGACAUCAUGUGUUCCACAGCUUCUAUCUUGAACCUGUGUGUGAUUAGCGUCGAUCGUUACUGGGCCAUCUCCAGCCCUUUCCGUUAUGAACGGAAGAUGACUCCAAAAGUGGCAUGUCUGAUGAUCAGCAUGGCAUGGACCCUGUCCGUUCUCAUCUCCUUCAUCCCCGUGCAGCUUAACUGGCACAAAGCUCAGACUACUAGUUAUGCAGAGCUAAAUGGAACAUACCCCGGUGACCUGCCACCUGACAACUGUGACUCCAGCCUCAACAGGACAUAUGCCAUCUCCUCUUCCCUCAUCAGCUUCUACAUCCCUGUGGCUAUUAUGAUCGUCACCUACACCCGGAUAUACCGCAUUGCCCAGAAACAGAUACGGCGAAUAUCUGCCCUGGAGCGGGCAGCUGAGAGUGCCAAAAACCGCCACAGCAGCAUGGGUUCAAACAUCGAGAGCGAGAGCUCCUUCAAAAUGUCAUUCAAACGUGAAACCAAAGUCUUAAAAACGCUCUCAGUCAUCAUGGGAGUGUUUGUGUGCUGCUGGUUACCCUUCUUUAUCCUUAACUGCAUGGUUCCUUUCUGUGAGACAAAUGGCACCGCCAACUUGCCCUGCAUCAGCCCCACCACCUUCGACGUGUUCGUGUGGUUCGGCUGGGCAAACUCCUCGCUCAACCCCAUCAUCUAUGCCUUCAAUGCCGACUUCCGCAAGGCCUUCUCCAUCCUCCUUGGCUGCCACCGGCUCUGCCCCGGGAGCAAUGCCAUUGAGAUCGUGAGCAUCAACAACAACAUGGGAGCACCGACCUGCAAGGCCAACACUCAGUAUCAGCCCAAACGUCACAUCCCGAAGGAGGGCAGCCACUCGGCCAGCUACAUCAUUCCUCACAGCAUCCUGUGUCAGGAGGAGGAGUUACACAGGAAGGAUGCGUGCGCUGGGGAGGUUGAGGUGGGGAUGUGCAACAGCACCUUGGAGAAACUCUCCCCAGCCAUCUCUGGGAAUUUAGACAGCGAUACUGAGGUGACGCUGGAAAAGAUCAAUCCCAUAACACAGAAUGGACAGCAUAAAGCUGUGUUGUGUUGAGAAAACAUGGAUCAGAGGUGUGCAAGAAGUGUACAGAUGCCAGUGACUGACCUAAGGAUGUGACUGCCAUGGAAAAUCUACAUGGAACAACCAGGAGAAUGUUUUAAAGUAAAUGCACUUUAUUGUAGAUAUAAUCUGCAAAAUACCAUCAACAUUUAUUUAUCACACUGACCGAAUUGAUGAUAAAUGUUGAUUUAAAAUAACGUGAAUAUAUAAGCAGAACACUGAAGUGUGCAGAUGUAUACAUGUUUUAUAUUAGCAAAUAUGUAUACAUCCACAUUUUCUGCUGUAUAGUACUGACAUUGUCCUAGAAAGGCUUCAACACAGUAUAUACAAGGGAGAAAGUUGUAGUGCUUCUUAGCAAAAUGUCUUGUAGGUGCUUUAUAUGUGUUUCCUGCUCUUGGAAGACAAAAAUGUGGGUAAACUGGUUUUGUUGCAGUAUAGAUAAAUGUUGAUUGCCGUCACUUUUUCUUCAAAAGUUAAUUAUUAGGGGUGCGCAGCUCUGCCAUUAUAAAAUGGUUUGAUAUGUGUCAAGAUACGUGGGCUAUCAUACGAUUCAGGAAUGAUAUUUGUCAUUAUGGAACAAUAUGAUUUAAUGUGAUUCGAUUUAGUACAAUACAGAGCAAUGUGAUGCAAUUCAUUGUUUAAUGUAGACAUUCAAUUUCCAUGAUAAAUUAAAAUAUGCUAAAAGUGGCUUUGCUUACCUUCAAAUACAUAUUUCAUGA